Messenger RNA from Chara braunii, 3572 nucleotides. Lineage: Eukaryota; Viridiplantae; Streptophyta; Charophyceae; Charales; Characeae. The record is from the annotation of a GenBank genome assembly.
AGGUAGUAAAAGGUGGAAGUCAAGCCUGUGGCCAGGAGUCUGGGAUUAUGUCUCGCCAAACUCUCAAUUUGCAGCUGUGCAGCGGCACAGAUACCAACGCCGUGGCUGCCGUAGCUCAGCUCGUAUUUGCUCCGGUAGAUGCAGCGUCAUCAGCAGAUGACGUCUCGAUACUGCCGUCCGGCUUUCGGGUCAUUCCUAUUGACGCGGGUCUGGGAGUUGAAGGCCGGCCGCAAUCGAGAACGCUAGACCUUGCUGCCUCUCUGGAUACUAGGGACCACAGCAAUAGGGAGGCAGUGGAUGGAAUGUCGGCAGGGGUGUGCUGGAGGUCGGUGCUAACCAUGACCUUUCAGUUCUCGUACAAACCGCAUUCAGAAAAUGAUAUGGCGACGGUCGCUCGAGUGUAUGUACGGUCAGUUGUUAACUAUGUGCAAAGGGUGGCAAUGGCGCUCGCGCCAGCUCCCCCCUCGCGGCCUCAAUCGCAACCGUUCAUGGUCUCGCUUGCACAGAAUCUCGUGAGAAGUUACAGGUUAAAUUUGGGCAUGGACCUCUUUUCAAGGCAAGAGUCCCAAGGGACAGAGGCUGAAGACGUUUUUAAGUCCGUCUGGAAUCAUCUUGAAGCAAUCGUGUGUUGCUCGUGGAAGACCUCGCCAGCGUUCAUAUUUGCAAAUAGGGCUGGUCUGGAGAUGCUUGAGACGACAAUGCAAGGAUUGUUCGACUUGUCAUGGGAAAAGACGGUUACCGACGAGCAUUUGAGAAAAUGGAUUUAUGAAGGGUUCUCUGAAGCCAUACGGCAGAAUUACUGUAUUCUUCCUACGGGUGUGUGGACUACGGCAUCAGGGAAAGCCAUUGGUUACAACAAGGCGAUUGCAUGGAAAGUCAUCGACAACGAUGACAAGCUGCAGUGCGUGGCAAUAAGCUUCUUCAAUUGCGCUCCGCUCAACUAACCUCUAGAACGCGAAUGGACGGCGGGGGCGCCAAGUGGUUUGUUGUGCGGGCCAGAAUAGACCAAGUGGUCGCCGCCCAGAGGCUUGGUGGUGGCGGAGGAGGCACGGAUCUUACCUCCUGGAGAUGAGGCUGCCCGGCAUCGGAAGGAAGCUUGGCGGAAAAAACAGUGGGUUGUGUGUGACAAAGCCUGCCGGUGAGGUACCGUAUGGUCGCCCUUCGCUCUUCCAGCCAUUGGACAUCCGGAAAGCUGUUGUCGCCGGGUGCUCCUCUUGAACAACGAUGGCUCACUCCUAUCGCAGCCUCUGUUUUCUCAGGUGUGUGGAGAAUGAGGCAAAAGGAUUGGGAGGUGCCCAGGGGGAGGGGUGUGUAAAUCUUAUCCCUGGGAAGGUGUGCUAUUAGUGUGAAAUCAUUUUGUUUUUUUGCUUGUUUUUCUGUGACACUGUGCGUGUGCUAGUGAGUGUGUGUGUGUGUGCGUGUGUGUGCGUGUGCGCGUGUGCGCGUGUAUGUGUGUGUGUGUGUGUGUGUGUGUGUGUGUGUGUUCCUUUCUUUUACCUUCCUUUUGUUUGUUUCCUUUGCGUGUUUCGCAUAAAAGCGGGACAUGUAAGCGGAGGAAGUGCAUGUCAGUGGUUGUAGUUUCGCCUAGUACCUCUCUGACUCUCUCAACCAGCGACGGGCGUUUUAGGACGUGGUGCCGUAUGGCACGUUGGCUUGGAACCUGGAAGCAUUGUUUUGCUGUGUGAAGGUAAAGCCAUCAAAGUCAACGUGAUUCCUAAUACUUCGAGCCCCUGCAAAGAGCAUGCACUACGUGUGUUCAGCUGCUCCUCGACAAGGCCAAGACAUCAAACUUCAUCAAAGCGAUUCUGAAGACCGUGAGUUUGAAAAAGCCAUGAUAGGCUAUGUUCAGGUGCCCCUCGGUGCGGCCAAGGGUCAUGAAUGACUUCAUGAACUCCGUUGGCUGAUGGUCGACUUGAUUUUACUUAUCUCUUUGAUGUCAACCCACCCAUUUGACUGAGCCAAAGUCAAAAGUCAAGCCCUUUGACUGAGACAAAGUCGAAAGUCAAACAGCAAUCUGACUGUGUCAGUCGAUCUACAAUUUGACCGCCUCAGAGUCCACCCUUCUUUUUUUUUUUCUGCGUUCCAUUGAAAUGCAAAUUGAUUGGUGAAAGGUCGUAAAAAAUGCCGCAGGUUGGAUAUGGCUCGACGGAAAAAGCCGCGACCCGCUUCGCUGUGCCGCAAAGUCGAAAUGCAGUCUGACUGUCCCACAGGUGGGAACUCAUUUGACCGUCCCUCAAUCGAAAUGCAAUUUGGCUGUGUGAAAGUCAAACUGCAAGGUUUUUUUUUACUGUGCGGCAAAGUCAAAGAGCUCAAGGAAUCCGGUGAGUUGACCACACGAGCAGUGUGAUUGAGAUCGAGAUCGAGAUCGCGAUCGAGAUCGAGAUCGAGAUGGAGCUUGGGAGAGUCCGGAUGAGGUAGCACAGAGAAGCGGCGGCAAGGGGACUUAGAGGCAGACAGAGAAGUAGAGUGCUAAUCCGCGACUGAACUCAUUUGGGUCAUUCCCAAUGUCGUUUAGACUUUAAAGGGGAUAUGUUUAUCAGGAUGGUGGAGGGAUGGUUGGCGUGCAGAAGGGGUAUUUCAGAGGGGGUGUCGACUGUGUGCGAUUCCGGCAUCAUGCUUGCUGAAGAUGAUGGUAAAUGAGGAGACGAUCAUCAUAGGGGCAUGGAGAGAGGGGGUGCAGAUGGAACCUAGUGUCUAUCGAAAGAAGGCAGCGUGCAAAGGGUAUGACUGGUGAGGGGAUCCAGAAAGUUGGACAGGUGCUACUAGCAGGCAGGUGGCCAGCCCCAGGAUGCACUACUGCUCAGAGCGUCAGAACUUCGAUGACACAGCCUAAUGUGAAUACACCCGGAGAGAAGCUAGCUCUUGGAUGCUGUAGCAUUUAGGCAUAGCCAGUGGCGGCCUGACAAUUCGGGCAGGAGGAGGAGGAGGAGGAGGAGGAAAGAGAACGGUUCUCAGGAUGAGAAGGAUAACAACGGCAGCAACAAAUUGGUGGAGUGAAGGGUGAGGACACUGAGGAGAAGAAGGUGGUUUUGUGAGCCACCCUCCUCCACCUCUGUCAGCUGAGCAUCAUGGAGAUCGGAUGGUACGACAAUGACGAGAGAUGGGAGAAACGCUGAUGGAUCAAAUGGCUUCGUGUAUGGGCAGGCAGUGUCCUGCUCAGUACACCCUGGCAAGGCGAACUCAUCAUAUACAUGCUGUGGGGGUUUGGAGGGGUGUGUGUGUGUGUGUGUGUGUGUGUGUGUGUGUGUUUGGGUUGCUGCAUGCUUGUGCAUUUGGAUGUGCACAAGAAAUCUUGACCACUCACUGACAGUUCAUCUAGAGCACUCAUGAUUGCCGCCCUUGGCACAUACCUGGUCUCAUAUACACCGCAGAUGACGACCAACAGGUUUCAUUGUUGCCAACGAUGAAUACGCCAGUUUAUUUAGGGAGUUUGUAGAGCCUCUACUCCGUAGAACUGCAGACAAGACCAGGUCACUCCAUCGACCCCUCUGUCGAAGUUUUCAGAGUGGCCAUCUGCCAGCAGGCAGACGGGAACAGAGGCAAGCUCUGUUGACUGGGCCAAAGGGAAAAUA